This is a messenger RNA of Drosophila teissieri, 2103 nucleotides long. Its product is annotated as mucin-2. Lineage: Eukaryota; Metazoa; Arthropoda; Insecta; Diptera; Drosophilidae. Bases 1 to 2103 code for a protein of 700 amino acids. The record is from RefSeq and is a predicted model, not a curated record. The transcript has 3 exons.
AUGAACUACACUCGUCUUCGCAUCACCAUGCCGUCGAUUUGUUAUGAACUAAAAAAUUCUUUUUGUUCAGCAAGUGCAAUGAUAGUCUUCAUGCUAAGAAUACAUUUUUGUACGGCGGAGGCUGAUCACGUAUUAAAAACACAGAUAGGUGGUGCCAGUAGCCAACUAUCAGAGAAAGACAUAUUCCGUUCAGAAUUGCCUAUUCCCAUUAAACUGAGCUAUGACAAUCAACAAAUAUAUAAUAAUAAUAGGCUUCCGAUUGUAAAAUUAGAAACUGAGAACAUGCUCAAGAACACAUUUUACCAAGAUUAUGAUGAGCCUUCUACUGACCUCGCUCUGAAAAGGUUUUGGGGAAAGUGGAGAAGAAGGAAAACGUCUACAAGGCCCCCAACAAGCGUAUCUUCGGAUCCAGCAUCAACAGUACCUCCAACAACAUCCACCGCCAUACCGACAUCAACAGAAUCCCCAACCACAUCUACUGCCCUACCGACAUCAACUGGAGCGCCAACAACAUCUACUGCAUUACCGACAUCAACUGAGAUGGUAACCACAUCCACAGCGAUUCCAACGGCGACUCCCUCAACUCAAUCUCCAACUACAUCCACUGCUAUACCAACAUCAACUGAGACGCCAACAACAUCCACCGCGAUCCCGUCAUCUACAACAACCACGACACAGUCUUCAACAACAUCCACAGCGAUUCCAACGUCUAUAACAACCACAACUGAGUCAUCGACAACAUCAACAGCGAUUCCAACGUCUACAACAUCCCCAACACAGUCUCCCACAACUUCCACAGCAAUUCCAACGUCGACGACAACCGCAACACAGUCACCAACAACAUCAACAGCAAUUCCAACGUCUACAGGAAGCACAACACAGUCUUCAACAACAUCCACAGCGAUUCCAACGUCUAUACCAACCACAACUGAGUCAUCGACAACAUCAACAGGGAUUCCAACGUCUACAAAAUCCACAACACAGUCUCCCACAACUUCCACAGCAAUUCCAACGUCUACAACAUCCACAACACAGUCUCCCACAACUUCCACAGCAAUUCCAACGUCGACGACAACCACAACACAGUCUUCAACAACAUCCACAGCGAUUCCAACGUCUAUAACAACCACAACUGAGUCAUCGACCACAUCAACAGCGAUUCCAACGUCUCCAACAUCCACAACACAGUCUCCCACAACUUCCACUGCAAUUCCAACGUCGACGACAACCACAACACAGUCUCCACCAACAUCAACAGCAAUUCCAACGUCUACAGGAAGCACAACACAGUCUACAACAACAUCCACAGCGAUUCCAACGUCUAUAACAACCACAACUGAGUCAUCGACAACAUCAACAGCGAUUCCAACGUCUACAACAUCCACAACACAGUCUUCCACAACUUCCACAGCAAUUCCAACGUCGACGACAACCACAACACAGUCUCCAACAACUUCAACAGCGAUUCCAACGUCUACAGGAAGCACAACACAGUCUUCAACAACAUCCACAGCGAUUCCAACGGCUUUAACAACCACUACUGAGUCAUCGACAACAUCAACAGCGAUUCCAACGUCUACAACAUCCACAACACAGUCUUCCACAACUUCCACAGCAAUUCCAACGUCGACGACAACCACAACACAGUCUCCAACAACUUCAACAGCGAUUCCAACGUCUACAGGAAGCACAACACAGUCUUCAACAACAUCCACAGCGAUUCCAACGGCUUUAACAACCACUACUGAGUCAUCGACAACAUCAACAGCGAUUCCAACGUCUACAACAUCCACAACACAGUCUCCCACAGCUUCCACAGCAAUUCCAACGUCGACGACAACCACAACACAGUCUCCAACAACUUCAACAGCGAUUCCAACGUCUACAGGAAGCACACCACACACAACACAGUCUUCAACAACAUCAACAGCAAUUCCAACGUCUAUAACAACCACAACUGAGUCAUCGACAACAUCAACAGCGAUUCCAGCCUCUACAACAUCCACAACACAGUCUCCCACAACUUCCACAGCAAUUCCAACGUCGACGACUACCACAACACAGUCAUCAACAACUUCAACAGCAAUUAGUCCUAUAUUAUAA